Caenorhabditis elegans is the source of this 1029-nucleotide messenger RNA. RefSeq names its product Serpentine receptor class r-10 (gene str-164). The transcript has 8 exons. Bases 1 to 1029 code for a protein of 342 amino acids. Lineage: Eukaryota; Metazoa; Nematoda; Chromadorea; Rhabditida; Rhabditidae. The record is from RefSeq and is marked reviewed. Gene Ontology annotation, cellular component: ciliary membrane. Gene Ontology annotation, biological process: detection of chemical stimulus involved in sensory perception of smell.
AUGGCCACCUACGAAGAGCUCAAAAACGUUGUUCAAUGGACUUCAUUUGUAUUUUCAAUAUGCUUGAACUCCUUGUUAAUCUACCUCAUUCUUACAAAAUCUCCGAAGAAAAUGGGAAACUAUCGAUAUUUGAUGAUAUAUUUCUCCUGCUUCGCUAUGUUCUUUUCAACUUGUGAUGUAAUUGUUGGACCGUUUAUUCACAGCUUUCAAAAAAGCUUCUGCGUGCUGGCUGAUCGAACAAAUUGGCUUCUCGGUGAAACCACACAAUUUGCAUUAAUUUGCGUGUUGUGUGGGUGCUUCGGAGUUACAAUAACAUUUUUUGUGAUACAUUUUGUUUUUCGUUAUUUUGCUUCUGAACGACAAGGCCGCCUCGCCUACUUUCACGGCUGGUAUUUUGUAGUUUGGCUGACAAUUCCAGUGUUUUUCGGUAUUAUCUGGGGAGGCACUGUCGCCUAUUUUUUAUCUCCAACUCAAGAAACAACGGAUUAUGUCAGAGAAAGCAUCAUGAGCAAUUAUAAUUUGAGCAUGGAAAAUGUGACAUAUGUCGGAGCACUAUAUUGGAGUCAGAGGGGAAAUGGGAAGGAGGAAAUUGUGAUGUCUACUUUGAUUGCUACUAUUGUUUUUACAGCAAUGAUUACGUCAUCAUUCUCAGUUGUCUGUUACUAUGGCUACUUGAGCUAUAAAAGGAUAACCUCACUGAUAGAUGAAGGACAAUCGGAGUUUACCAGGAAUUUACAAAUACAAUUAUAUAAGGCUUUGGUUGUUCAGGCAAUAAUUCCAAUAGUGCUGAUGUAUCUUCCCGUCGGCAGUUACCUAGUUCUUCCGGCAUUUGGUAUCAAUAUAUCACCAUUCAGCAAGCUUGUAACAUUCCUGUAUGCUGCCUAUCCAGCUGUUGAUCCACUUCCAUUAUUUCUUAUCAUUGAUCAUUACCGAUUGGCGUUAACAGACUACUUCUAUUGUUUCUCUUCAAACAAAAAUCGUGUGAAUGCUAGCGAGGCGGAAAUAUCACGGAAUCAAGCAACAAUUUAA